Molecule: messenger RNA, 2022 nt
Organism: Salvia splendens (bonfire salvia)
Lineage: Eukaryota; Viridiplantae; Streptophyta; Magnoliopsida; Lamiales; Lamiaceae
Product: transmembrane protein 184A-like
Exons: 8
Coding region: 508-1764 (418 amino acids)
Source: RefSeq, a predicted model, not a curated record
AAAAUAAAUCUCAUUCUGUUCUACUUCUACCUGAUUGAAAAAUAAAGAAUCCAUUUUGUUAGCACAGCAGAAAAAUCUACGUAAUCUGAAGCCGCCAUUAGUGCCAGUCUGUCACGAGGUGUCUUCUCCCGCUAGCAUUCAUUUACAGCGCAAGAAUUUGUUCUUUCCCUUGAUUGAUUAAACCAAUCCCAGUUCAUUCUAUUUCAAUUCCGAUCAUUUCGCCUUUAUCCGGUCGAUACCUCAUUCCCAUUUUUGCGAACAAUUGCCGGUUCUUCCAAUCGAUUACAUCGAUAAUUUUCUGCUGUGGGAACCUAUACCCCCUUCUGUUAGGGAUUAGGGUUCUUACAUUUCUAAAAGGGAUUCGGAGAAAUAGUUGGAUUGGUGUAUUGCAUGAAAAGUUUUUCCAAAUCAGCAACCGGAUUGGGGAAGUACUGAAUUCAAGCAUUAAGGAUUUCUCUUGGAGAAGAGCGUCUUUUGGGUGACUGACUUUUAGUCUCUGCAUAGGAGAUGGGGCCAAUAUACUACAUACUAAUAGCAUUGCCUUGUACAAUUGGUGCAAUGGCAUUGGCAGUUCUCCACAUUUACAAGCAUCUUUUAAAUUAUACUGAGCCCACAUAUCAGAGAUACAUUGUCCGCAUCAUCUUUAUGGUUCCUGUUUAUGCAUUGAUGUCUUUCUUAUCUCUGGUCCUAAACAAAAGCACAAUUUACUUCAAUUCAAUAAGAGAAAUGUACGAAGCAUGGGUCAUCUAUAAUUUUUUGUCACUGUGCCUAGCAUGGGUAGGUGGUCCAGGAGCUGUUGUCGUUAGUCUGUCUGGUAAAGUUCUGCAGCCAAAUUGGUGCCUAAUGACGUGUUGCUUUCCUCCAAUUCCUUUGGAUGGGCGUUUUAUACGUAGGUGCAAACAAGGAUGUCUGCAGUUUGUGAUCUUGAAGCCCAUUUUAGUCAUUGUUACCUUAAUGCUUUAUGCGAAAGGGAAAUAUGAAGAUGGAAACUUCAAUCCACUACAAUCAUAUCUUUACCUCACCAUUAUCUAUACCAUCUCAUACUCGAUGGCACUUUAUGCAUUGGCCUUGUUUUAUGUAGCUUGCAGAGAGUUACUGCAGCCAUUCAAUCCUGUUCCCAAGUUCAUCAUAAUCAAAUCUGUAGUAUUUCUUACAUACUGGCAGGGUGUUUUGGUUUUUCUUGCUGCUAAGUUUGAACUAAUUAAGGAUACUACAGAAGCUGCAGAAUUUCAAAAUUUUAUAAUCUGUGUGGAGAUGCUUAUUGCGGCCAUUGGGCAUCUAUAUGCCUUCCCUUACCAAGAGUAUUCUGGUGCAAAUAUCGGCACAAAUUUCGGCUUUACUGCAAGCCUUACCCAUGCUUUGAAAUUGAAUGACUUUUACCAUGAUACUGUACACCAGUUUGCACCUACCUACCAUGAUUAUGUGCUCUACAAUCCCAGUGAGAGUGAAGAUGGAGCAAGAAAGUACAGGGCACGGACGUUUGUCCCAACUGGUCUUGAAAUGGACACAGUUAGAAGAAACAAAAACAUGUAUGGGAACAAGUUGGAAGAUGUGCAAUUAUCCAGCGUAUCAUCGUCGGGGAGUAGAACUCCUGAAAUUUCAGAUGCUUCACCAGAUACUCUAAAAUUGGAGGUUCUAGACUCUUCGUUGCUCAUGGAUACAUCGAAUGCUGACUCUGUGCCCUAUGAUCUUUCACUUGUUGACAUAGACAUGUCUAGUUACGCAGCAGAGGUUCCAGCAGCUAAUGAAUCCGAGACAAGGUGACGGCUGCGAUCUGUAGAGCAUCUGAAUGCCGUGUAUGUUCCCCCCCCCCCCCCCCCCCCUAAACAAGUGAAAAGAAAGUAGGUCUCUGUGUCACUAGAAUCUGCUGGCAUUGUGAUAUGUACAUAUAGUUGUUGUAGAGACAUGUUUUGACAUUUCGUAUAGGAGGUUACAUUGUUGGUUGAGUGUCUUGAUUGUUUCGGAACUAAUAUUUCUUGCUUUUGUUUGAUGAAUAUUCUUACUGCCCUUUACUUUCUAAAA